AUGAGAACCAUUCAAAUAGUGUUGAUCGUUGCCAUGUUGGCCUUUAUGGCCACCGCUGCCAACAGCUCAAAGAAUGUUGUUGAGGACAUUCCAAUUCAAGGCGCUGACUGUGCCAUCUGCUCAUACUUGGUUGGAAAGGUCGAGCACUACGUUGCCGGCAAUUUGACUGAGAAGGAGAUUAUCAAGAACCUCGUCCACGACUGCUCUCUGUUGGGCCACGCUGCCCUCGAGUGCAAGCUGGCCGUCGAGGCUGAGGGACCCUCCAUCAUCAACAAGGUCAUCCAGAAGGAGAGCCCAACAGCUAUCUGCAUCGACCUCGGAAAGUGCAACGCUACCAUGACCGCCAACAUCGCUGCCGCCGCCUCUGCCAAGCUCUCCAAGGAGGCUCGCAAGCUCAAGGGUGAGAUCAAGUGCACCCUCUGCAACCACAUGGUCGGCAUUGUUGAGGCUGGCGUCGAGGGCAACCUCACCCAGGCCACCAUCGAGAGCGACCUCUACAGCUACUGCGCUGCCCUCGGUGACAUCAAGAUCAUCUGUGACGAUCUGGUCAACAUCUACGCCCCACGCAUCAUCGCCUCGGUCGAGAACAAGACCAACCCACUUGCCAUCUGCAUCGACAUUGGUCUGUGCACUGCCACUGACGCCGCCACCGUCGUCAAGAAGGAGUCCAAGAAGCCAGCCGCCGUCGUCGUCGCCAAGAAGGUCGGCGGAGACACUGAGUGCUCCCUCUGCUCAUACCUCGUCAGCCGCGUCGAGGUCCACAUCGCCGAGAACAUGACCGCCCACGAGAUCCUCGACAAGUUGAAGGCCGACUGCAAGGAGUACGCCGGAAAGGAGUCUGAGGAGUGCAAGAUCAUGGUCACCCUCUACGGACCAAAGAUCAUCGCCAAGAUCGAGGCCGACGGCAACCCAAUCGACGUCUGCACCGACAUCCACAUGUGCCGCAACUCCACCGCUUCCAUCAUGAAGCAGCUCGCUGCUGCCAAGAAGGUCGGAGGUGAGAUCGAGUGCACCGUGUGCAGCCUCAUCGUCAACCGCGCCGAGAGCUACUUCCACCUGAAGCUCAACGAGACUGAGAUCAUCAGCCGUCUUGAGAAGGACUGCGCCUCCAUCUUUGGCAGCCCAACCGACAAGCUCUGCGACUACAUCGUUGCCUCAUACGGCGAGAAGAUCAUCCAGAAGCUCCAGCGCGACGAGGACCCCCUCGUUGUCUGCCACGAGGCCGGUAUGUGCAGCGCCAACAUGACCGCCACCGCCACCAAGUGCACCAAGUCUGCCAAGUCUGCCUCCAAGAAGGUCGGCAAGAUCACCCCAGACUGCAUGCUCUGUGAGGUCAUGGUCGGCAAGAUCGACGCCUCCAUCAAGCACAAGGUCAACGAGACCCAGAUCCUCGACGACUUGUUGGCCGACUGUGCCACCCAGGGCUUCUUCAAGGGCGAGUGCGAGCACAUCGUCAACCUCUACGGACCAGCCAUCUUUGACCGUCUCAACUCUGGCAUGAGCCCACUCGUUGUCUGCAAGGAUGUUGGUCUGUGCACCGACUCCAAGAACACCAAGAAGGCCAACAAGAGAUUCUCUGCCACCCUUGCCCACUAA
This is a messenger RNA of Acytostelium subglobosum LB1, 1596 nucleotides long. RefSeq lists its product as hypothetical. Gene Ontology annotation, biological process: sphingolipid metabolic process. The record is from RefSeq and is a predicted model, not a curated record. Gene Ontology annotation, cellular component: lysosome. NCBI's taxonomy places the organism in Eukaryota, Evosea, Eumycetozoa, Acytosteliales, Acytosteliaceae. The transcript has a single exon. Bases 1 to 1596 code for a protein of 531 amino acids.